CAAAGGCGAGCGUACCGUGCGCGAGCAGCGCCGGUUUCCGCGUUGGUGCGCUUAGACGAGUAGACGUAAAGGCGGCUCCGUUUUCAUUCAUCUGAGGGAAACAUCGUCAUGUCGUACGAACUGAAGCAUGUGUUUGCCAGCCUGCCACAGAUGGAGAGGGGUGUGGCCAAAGUGCUGGCAGGAGACCCUAAGGGGAACAACUUCCUAUACACCAAUGGCAAGAGCGUCAUCAUCAGGAACAUCAACAACCCUGCCAUCGCUGAUGUCUACACAGAGCACCCUCACCAGGUCAUUGUCGCGAAGUAUGCACCCAGUGGCUUUUACAUCGCUUCUGGAGACGUGUCAGGAAAGAUCCGUAUCUGGGACACAACCCAGAAAGAGCACCUGCUGAAGUAUGAGUACCAGCCUUUUGGAGGGAAGAUCAAGGACAUCGCAUGGACGGAGGACAGCAAGCGCAUUGCCGUGGUGGGCGAGGGCCGCGAGAAAUAUGGUGCUGUGUUCUUGUGGGACUCUGGUUCAUCAGUAGGGGAGAUUGUCGGCCACAGCAAGGUUGUUAACAGUGUGGACAUCAAGCAAACGCGGCCAUACCGUCUCAUUACCGGCAGCGACGACAACUGCACCGCCUUCUAUGAGGGACCUCCCUUCAAGUUCAAAUGCACCUUCAGUGAGCACGGACGCUUUGUGAACUGUGUGCGUUACUCACCAGACGGAAGCCGCUAUGUCUCUGCAGGAGCAGAUGGACAGAUUUUCAUGUACGAUGGCAAAACUGCAGAGAAGCUGGGUGCACUGGGUGGAGCUAAAGCCCACGAGGGCGGGAUAUAUGCUGUAAGCUGGAGUCCCGACAGCACCCAGCUGAUCUCUGCGUCAGGAGACAAGACAGUGAAAUUAUGGGACGUGGCGAGUGGCACGGCAGUGACGACUUUCAGUCUGGGUUCAGACGUGCUGGACCAGCAGCUGGGUUGUCUGUGGCAGAGGGAUCACCUGCUGAGCAUCUCGCUGUCCGGCUUCAUCAACUACCUGGACAAGAACAACCCCAGCAGACCCCUGCGCAUCAUCAAGGGCCACAGCAAAGCCAUCCAGUGUGUGACCGUACACAAAGAGGACGGGCGCUCCGUCAUCUAUUCUGGCGGCCAAGACGGACACAUCAAUUACUGGGAUGCCGAGACAGGAGAGAAUGAAGGUAUAACAGGCAAGGGUCACUCCAACAUGGUGGCCAAGAUGGCUGUGGACGAGUCCCACCGCUUGGUCACCUGCAGCAUGGACGACUCCGUCCGCUAUACUGACCUGAGCAAGAAGGAGUACAGUGCAUCUGAUCUGGUGAAAAUGGAUGUACAACCAAAGGCCGUGUCAGUUGGACCAGGAGGGCUGGCCGUAGCCGUGUGUAUUGGACAGGUGGUGCUGCUGAGAGACAAGCGAAAAGUCUUCACUCUGGAGAACCUGGGUUACGAGCCGGAGGCGGUAUCUGUGCACGCUGGGGGUGUAACAGUGGCCGUGGGCGGAGCUGACGGAAAGGUGCGUCUGUACUCGAUCCAAGGGAACACGCUGAAGGAUGAUGGGAAGGUUUUGGAGGCGAAGGGACCCGUUACAGACAUGGCCUUUUCCAAGGAUGGUGCCUUCCUCGCUGUUUCUGAUGAGAAGAAGGUCGUCACCAUCUUCACUGUUGCCGAUGGUUACGCGGUUAAGAAUGACUUCUACGGGCAUCAUGCAAAGAUUGUGUGCUUGGCCUGGUCGCCCGAUAACAGCCACUUUGCCUCUGGAGGGAUGGACAUGUUGGUCUUUGUGUGGAACGUCAACGACCCUGAAAAAAGGAUCAAAAUUCCAGAUGCGCACCGGUUGCAUCACGUCAGUGGCUUGGCUUGGCUCGACAAACACACUCUCGUCACGACAUCUCACGACUCGUGCGUGAAGCAGUGGGCAUUAAAAAUCUAAGCACACCUGCACGCGUACACACUCCUGGGAUCACAGGGAUGGGGAACUACUGUAAAGAAUCUCUCUCUUUCCCUCUCUUCUGUCUCUUGGUUUGCCUCAGUAAUUGCUGGCUUGUCUCAGUUUGGCGACUGAGGUAGGAGCCCUGGGGAGGUUCAGAGGCUCCGGCCCGUGCGUUUCACCCUUACCUUUAGUUGGUUAACCAUCUGCUCACACACAAAUCACACAUAUGUAUUUGCCAUAAGACAUUCCAAAGGCACAAGCCUGAUCUCCAGCCAGUGUGCACCUCCUGCUCCAUUUGUGGCUGUAGCGGUGUGUGUACACGCUGCUGACCUCAGCUCAAUCAAACGUGGUGCAGGAAUGCAGAGGGCAGCCAUUUUAGAAUCCUGAGGUAUGCAUGUACCCACCGAUUUUCAGACCGUGGGCAGUAGAACCCUCUCAGGGGGCAUUACUGGGUGGAGAUUUGGCUUCAGACCGUGGGCAGUAAAACCUUCUCGGGGGGGGGGGGG
Electrophorus electricus (electric eel) is the source of this 2435-nucleotide messenger RNA. It is a transcript of the gene wdr1, whose product is annotated as WD repeat domain 1. The record is from RefSeq and is a predicted model, not a curated record. Gene Ontology annotation, cellular component: cortical actin cytoskeleton. NCBI's taxonomy places the organism in Eukaryota, Metazoa, Chordata, Actinopteri, Gymnotiformes, Gymnotidae. Gene Ontology annotation, molecular function: actin filament binding. Gene Ontology annotation, biological process: sarcomere organization; locomotion; actin filament depolymerization.